GCAUUAUUGUUUACCAAACCAUGUUGCGGCAAUUUCUGGCGUCCUCGGCUGUGCGGCGACUUGUGGUGCCUUCGAUGGCCCAAACUCGUAGCGCCAGCAAUCUUGAUAAAUCUGAAUACACAACACCCGGGGAAAUUGUGGAUUACGACGAUCCACCUCAUAUCCCAGUGCCGGAAUACCCUUCCCGACCCGACGAACCUCUUGAAACGCGCAAGCAACGCCUCUUGUACCAGAGCCGUAAACGCGGAAUGCUGGAGAACGACCUGCUCCUGAGCACCUUUGUGGCCAAACACCUGAAGGAUUUCACGGCAGACCAGACCGCCCAAUAUGAUGAUCUGAUUAAUGGGGUCAGCAACGACUGGGAUAUCUUCUACUGGGCCACUGAAACCAAACCCACGCCCCCGGAAUACGACACGGAAAUAAUGCGGUUGCUCAAGGAACACGUUAAGAAUGCGGAGAAAGUGCAGCGUAUACGUCAGCCGGAUCUGUAGGCCAAGAAGAUGAUCAAAUUGUAUAUAUUUAUGUGAAGAGUUAAUUAAAUAAUUUGUAUGUUAUAUUCCUGA
Messenger RNA from Drosophila bipectinata, 563 nucleotides. RefSeq names its product succinate dehydrogenase assembly factor 2-A, mitochondrial. The record is from RefSeq and is a predicted model, not a curated record. Gene Ontology annotation, biological process: mitochondrial electron transport, succinate to ubiquinone; protein-FAD linkage; mitochondrial respiratory chain complex II assembly. Gene Ontology annotation, cellular component: mitochondrion. NCBI's taxonomy places the organism in Eukaryota, Metazoa, Arthropoda, Insecta, Diptera, Drosophilidae.